ACUGUUAUCGUAUGGAUACAGCAAGAAGUACGGCCCUCUUUCUGACGUCAUCCCCCGCUCGGUCAGCAAACCAUCGCCGACAAAUAAAACCACUGGCUCACGGCGCUUAAACUGGCCAAGAUGGAGCCAUGGCAGCGAAACAUACGCAGGAUACACCAAGUCAGCGAGGUCCUCGACCUCGACCCUCAAAAGUCCGACAUGAUCGCCGAUUUCGUCGCUCUCAUCCAGGCAAUCCGCGAAGGGCUUACGCAAAUCGACGAAGAUUCCUAUAUACCCGAUUCGCAGAUCAAUACGCUCUUUCUGACAAAGCUCAAGGAAUGCCCUGAUUGGAGUGACUGGGCAUCUGCCAUGCUGCGAGACGGUCGGAUGUGUUCCUCCAAUCCUGCGGAGCAGGUGACCUUUCAAGAGCUGGCCCAAUUGGCCAUGGAGCAAGAGAAAGCCCGUCAGCGGCGGGGAAGGAGUGCAUGGAGUGAUGAUCAUGGUGCUGCCAAGAGGGGAAUUGUAUCGUCGUCGGAGAUGCCGGAAGAUCCUCGUGCUCUCACUCAGGAUGAGAUCAACGCAUUCGUUGUCAAACAGAUGAACAAGGAUGAGGCGCUCCAUAGUCGCAGUGGAAGUGUCCGGAGACAUGCUAAGCGGCCCAGUCAGGAGGAAAUCAACGAUUACGUGGUCGAACAGAUGCGUCGAGAACGGGAGCAGGCUACAAGGAAUCGAAGUUACAGUCAACCAAUGCAGGGCGGACCUGUUCAACGACCGGUGCAGAUGCGCUGUACCUUCUGUGGAGAUAGAAAUCACCAGCUUUCAAACUGCUGGCGGAGAUGGAGAGUUGCUGUGGAAGCUCCAAAUGGGAAUUACUUGCCUAAGCGUGUGGAGUAUAGGACUGAGUUUCCGGGUCAACCACCCAUGUAUCGCACGGGUUUCACGCUCUUCUAAACCGUGUAAGACAUGAAAUGGGUUUUGAUCGUUUUACGAUAUUACUUUCGUUUAUCAGCGACUGGAGUUCAGCCAUGAGCGUGGAGUUUGGAGUCGCAUAGCAUCAUGUUUUCCUAUUCUGAA
Messenger RNA from Aspergillus welwitschiae, 1053 nucleotides. RefSeq lists its product as uncharacterized. The coding region runs from base 121 to 930 and encodes 269 amino acids. NCBI's taxonomy places the organism in Eukaryota, Fungi, Ascomycota, Eurotiomycetes, Eurotiales, Aspergillaceae. The transcript is spliced from 2 exons. The record is from RefSeq and is a predicted model, not a curated record.